Molecule: messenger RNA, 2448 nt
Organism: Rotaria sp. Silwood1
Lineage: Eukaryota; Metazoa; Rotifera; Eurotatoria; Philodinida; Philodinidae
Source: the annotation of a GenBank genome assembly
AUGUUCAAUGAAUCACCUGACCCUCGUUUACUUGCAGUUGGGAAUCCAAAUAUACCACUCGAAUACGACUGCGCGCUGCGAGCCUUCGCCAUUGAAAUGGCUGCCUACAUUGCACCCAUCGCCUCCAAAGUGAAUUGGACGGUUCUUAGUCAAAGUGCCUUUCAAAUGAAUCAAUGCACCAGUACCUCAUUUAAUGCUUAUCAACCGUCAAGCUUUGCUAAACCGUUGAAGACCGUGACAGAAAUGCCAAAGAGUACCUGUCACCAUACUAUUUUUGCGCAAGAUUCAAAAGGCAACGAUUUAUUCGAUGGCACAUUGGAAAAGCCAGUGAAAACUAUUCAAGCCGCUCUAUCUCUCACACGUGCUCUACGUACUGUGCAGGGCAGUGACAGCAUAAUAUGCGUGAUUAUACGCGGAGGAACUUACUAUCUUGGAACAAAUGCCACGACAACAAGUAGUCAAAUUGGUGCAAUUUCCCUGACAAGUAAUGAUAGUAAUCUUGUUAUUGAAAACUAUCCAGGUGAGGUUGUUGUAUUAAGUGGUGGAACAUUAUUGCAAUUACAAUGGUCUGUCCAUGCUAAGGCAGCAGCUGGUGGUAGAAUUAUGAAAGCUCAAGUGCCAGAUUCUGUCAAUCUUGAUCAGUUCAAUGAGUUAUAUAUCGAUGGCAAAAGGGCAAUUGUUGCUAAAGCUCCUGAUGGUGAUCCUUCUACUCGGGGUUUAUAUGCGAGUGAUCCAGGAUUUUUUGGUGAAGCACAAAGUUGGGUGCGACCAAUUGAAAUUCCAGCUAUGAAAAUUUAUGUUGACGAACCUUCUCGCAAUGGAACAAUAUUUAGUAACUAUCAAGAUGGUAUAGGUGGUGGUGCUUCCGUUUUCAAUCCACCAAGAAAUUAUUGGAGUGUCACCACUCCACGUGGUGUACUGAACUAUCAUGUUCCUCGUGGUCUCACGGUGAAAAAUGUUCAAUUACCUCAUUUAAGUAAUUGGAGCAAGCCUAGUACUGGUUUUGUACACACUUUUCACGGCGGUUAUUGGGGUAGUUGGGUGUUUGAAAUAGCUUCAAGAAAUAGCACAGACAAUACAAUCCUGUUUGGACGAGGAGGUUUUCAAGAAGCACAUGGCUGGGAUAAUGGUGGUCCGUUCUAUGUUUCAAAUAUUUUCGAAGAACUCGAUUCGCCAAAUGAAUGGUUUUUGGAUAAAGAUACUCGUACUCUCUAUUUCAUGCCCAACGACACUAUGCCGAAUGUCUUCGUUGCUAGUCAAAUUCCUUGUAUUAUAUCUGUGAGUGGCAGUAGCAUUGAAGAUCCUGCUAACAAUAUAUUGAUUCAAGGUUUAACACUGACGCAUACAACGAAUACUUAUAUGAGAGAUUACAUCGUACCAAGUGGUGGUGAUUGGUCUGUUCACCGAGGUGGAACCAUAUUUUUGACGAAUACAAAAAAUAUUACCAUUACAAAUAAUUUAUUUACGCAACUAGGUAGUAAUGGUAUAGCUGUUAUUAACUAUAAUGAUGCUACCACCAUUUCUUUAAAUGAAUUUGUAUGGCUAGGUGACUCAGGUAUUGUUCUUGUUGGUACCACAAAUGGCAUUGAUGGGUUUAGUGUAGCAAGUCAGCCAGCUAGUACACUCAUAAAAUCAAAUCUAUUUCAUGAAACUGGCAUCUAUAUUAAACAAUCAUCACCAGUUUUCAUUACUGUAAGUCGAAGUAUAUCUGUGAUAGGUAAUCUAAUGUUUAACAUGCCACGUGCUGCAAUUAACAUAAAUGAUGGCUUUUAUGGUAAUCAUACUAUCAGUCAUAACGUCAUUUUCAAUGCUGUACGAGAAACUAGUGAUCAUGGACCAAUCAAUUCAUGGGAUCGACAACCGUACUUAAGCGAUGCCAUUCAGCCAGGUGUACCAUCACUUCGGCAACAUAAUAGUUAUAUUCAUCACAAUGUUCUCUUCAAUAAUUAUCGAUCUGUAUGGCCAAUCGAUCAUGAUGAUGGUAGUUGUUAUUAUGAGGAUAGCUAUAAUUUUCUAGUAUAUGGCGGCAAGAAAAAUUAUCUAGGUCACUCAAAAAUGGAUCACCAUGAGAUUUAUGUGUACUCGGAUUUAAGUGCAGGUGGAUUCGGUAGUGGCAAUUGCCUCAACGAUUAUGCUCCUGUACGUGGUACUAGUGGAUGGAAUGAAACUUGGAUUGAAAAUAUUUGUACACUGUUUAAUAGUUCAGUACCCUACAAUAUUGGAGACUGUGAUACAGGCAGUCUCUACGUCCCAUAUCUGGCAAAUAAUACAAUUUAUAUUCCAGCAGGUGCAGAGGUCGCAUUUAUUUGUAAAGUCAAUGGUACUAGUACUCGUUUGAACUUACAACAAUGGCAAUCAUAUGGAUUGGAUGCUGGUACUGUUGUUAAGACAGCACCCGAUGUCCAGGCAAUCAUUGAAUGGGGCCGGAAAAUGUUACAAGACACAUAA